This is a messenger RNA of Fonsecaea erecta, 3684 nucleotides long. RefSeq names its product ariadne-1. The record is from RefSeq and is a predicted model, not a curated record. The transcript has 4 exons. The coding region runs from base 1 to 3684 and encodes 1227 amino acids. Lineage: Eukaryota; Fungi; Ascomycota; Eurotiomycetes; Chaetothyriales; Herpotrichiellaceae. Gene Ontology annotation, biological process: biosynthetic process. Gene Ontology annotation, molecular function: translation initiation factor activity; guanyl-nucleotide exchange factor activity; zinc ion binding. Gene Ontology annotation, cellular component: eukaryotic translation initiation factor 2B complex.
AUGCCGCCCAAAACUCCAAAAUCUGCCGGCGGGAGAGGCAGAUCUGGAGAUGACACGAAGGAGGACCCUCUGCAGGCCGUCGUCGUCGCGGACACGUUCGAAGACAGAUUUGCACCAUUCACUGUGGAAAAGCCCAGAUGUUUACUGACUUUGGCCAACACUCCGCUCAUUGAAUAUACUCUUGAGUAUCUGGCAAGCGCUGGAGUCCAAGUUGUCUUCCUCUACGCCGGGGCACAUACCGACCAGGUGGAAACGUACAUCGAAGGGUCUCGGUGGAAGGCCUCCAACUCACCUUUUGAGAGCCUGACUAUUCUGAGAUGCGUUGCGAGCUCGGUGGGGGACGUGAUGAGAGAUCUCGAUCAGAAGCACUUGAUGGCGGGAGACUUCAUUGUCGUUAGUGGUGACAUAGUCGCAAAUUUUCCCAUCGAGAAGGCGUUGCGACAGCACAAGGCCCGACGGGAAAAGGACAAAAAUGCCAUCAUGACCAUGGUCCUUCGGGAGGCUGAGCCUGGAAUCCAUGACCACAAUGGCGGAAUAGUACCGACUUUUGUUAUCGAUCCCACCAAGGAUAGAUGUCUGCACUACGAGGAAGCAUUUCCAGGUACUCAGUUCACCUCCCACGUUGACCCCGAACUGUUAAAGACUUCCGAGCUAGAGGUUCGUCAGGACCUCAUUGACUGCAGAAUCGACAUAUAUACGCCGGAUGUUCUUAGCCUGUGGUCAGACAACUUUGACAACCAAUCGCCUCGAAAAGACUUUCUUUUUGGCGUUUUAAAGGACUGGGAACUGAAUGGGAAGACAAUCCAUACAUAUAUUGUGAAGGACCAUUACGCCGCCCGAGCUGCAGACUUUUGGUCGUACAACGCCAUAUCGCAGGAUAUGAAGCAAGGAGUAAUCGCAUCAAUAGCGGUGGAAAAUAACGUCUUCGGCGACACACACUACGCCCGUUCGCAGAAUGGGGUCAUUGUCGACAAAAAGGUCAUUUCAGCCAAACCCACAAAACUCGAAGCAGGCACAAUCAUCGGUCCGGAAACUGCCAUCGGCGCAGGAUGCGUCAUAAGGAGCAGUGUACUCGGCCAAAGGUGUAAUAUCGGAAGGAAUACCAAAAUUGACGCUGCCUACAUCUGGGACGAUGUGUCUGUUGGCAACAAUGUCAAAAUUUCCCGCGCUAUCAUCGGGAACGAGGCCUUCAUCGGUGACGAUUGCAUCAUUGAAGAAGGUGUUCUGAUUUCCUUCGGCGUUAAGAUCGCCGCUGGUACUACGGUCCGUGCGGGUUCAAGAAUCGUCAAAUCACAGCGAGGAGCAGAUGGGCAGAUGAAGAAUGACACCUUGAUUGUUGGCGAUGCAGGAGAAGGCCAUGCUUAUGUCGAGGACGAGGAAGACUAUCUGAGUUCGAGACUCUCGAAGUUGGUAUAUGACAGACCAGACUUCGCCGAUUCAGUAUCUACUCUCGAAUCGGACAUAUCUGAAGACGAAAUCUCCUCGCUGGGCGGAUCGCGAAGCCAAAGCUUUGGCGAUGAAUCCACCGACCGGUUUCAACACGACACAGUGGCGAUCCUCAUCCAACGAAUGCAAGAACGGAAGCAUGUGGAUGAUAUGCUUAGCGAACUGAUGGGUCUGAGGUUUAGUGGAGGGGCAGAUGAGACACAGGUCCGUAAGGCAGUCGCAGUGGCGCUCAUGAAGCACAUCCACGGGGAAAUCGAGGCUGGAGUGUCCGCGGCAGAAGCGACCAGGCGGAUCCUUGCGGCGUACAACCCACUUAUUCGCAGAACAGGUGCAGAGCAGGCUACCGAAGAGCAAGUGUCGUUUCUUCUCGAUGCUCAAAAAGAACUAUCCAAGCGGAAAGACGGUGGCAAGACUCUGUUAUUCGUUGUCAAAGAUCUCUAUGAUCUUGAGGUGUUUGGGGAGGAAGCAUUCACGGACUGGUGGGCUGAUGAAAGAUCCAACAAUGAACCAGAGAUGGCAGCGGUGAGACAGCCAAGUUCACAAUUUAUUGACUGGCUGGAAAACGCCGAGAGCGAGAGUGAAAGCGAGGAAGAAGAUGACACCGGUGCGGCAAAGUCCCUCAAGAGAUCCGCCCCUCCUGCGCAGCGUCUGUCCACUCCCAUCACCGAGCCCGGCUCGCCGUCACCGAAAGCCAUGGAUUCGGAAGACGAAUUUAUGUCAGAUCCACCGAGCGGGGACGAGAUUGAUUUCGAUGAAGGCACACAAGACAGCGAUAUUGCCAGUUUAGCCGGCGACUUUGAGCAAGACCAGGAUGGUGGCUUUGGCUACGAGAAAGACAUCCUUACGAACCCGCAAAAACCCUACGAAGUCGAAUACAAAGUUCUGAGUCCAGAGGAUAUCCAAGCCCAGCAGGAACAACAGUUCAAGGAGGUUUCAUCCAUCAUCGAGCUGCCCGUGGAACAGACCGCUAUCCUGCUUCGAUUCAUGAGAUGGAACAAGGAGAAGCUGAUUGAAUCAUACAUGGACAACCAAGACAAAGUUCUCGAGGCUGCUGGGCUGGGACCCACGUUUGCAGAGGCCCCAAAGACACAGAAGGUCAAGGGUUUCACUUGCGAGAUCUGCUUCGAGGACUCUCCAGACCUGGUCACGUAUGCCAUGAAAUGUGACCACAGAUAUUGUACCAACUGUUAUACCCAAUACCUUACACAGAAAGUCAAGGAGGAAGGGGAAGCCGCUAGAAUCGAGUGCCCCUUCGAUGGCUGCCAUCGGAUUGUGGACUCCAAAUCCUUGAAGCUGUUGGUCGACCAGAGUGUCAUGGACCGCUAUCACGUCCUGCUCACUAGAACUUAUGUGGACGACAAGGACAGUCUGAAAUGGUGCCCGGCUCCUGAAUGUGAAUAUGCCGUGGAUUGUCCUGUGAGAAAACGCGACCUCAGUCGGAUUGUCCCCACCGUUCGCUGUUCCCACGACCAUCUGUUCUGCUUUGGAUGCACGCUAGCCGAUCACCGUCCGGCGCCUUGCGCCCUCGUCAAGAAGUGGCUGAAGAAGUGCGAGGAUGAUUCGGAAACUUCCAACUGGAUAUCGGCCAACACAAAGGAGUGUCCCAAGUGUAAUUCGACCAUCGAGAAGAAUGGAGGUUGCAAUCAUAUGACGUGCCGGAAAUGCAAACACGAAUUUUGUUGGAUGUGUAUGGGCCCUUGGUCGGAGCAUGGAACUAGUUGGUACAAUUGCAACCGAUUCGAGGAGAAAUCAGGAGCGGAUGCUCGUGAUGCUCAAGCACGGUCUCGACACUCGUUGGAGCGCUACCUGCAUUACUACAACCGUUACGCCAACCACGAACAGUCGGCGAAGCUUGACAAGGACUUGUGGCUCAAGACCGAAAAGAAGAUGACCAGCCUUCAAUCCCAGUCUAAUAUGUCGUGGAUCGAAGUUCAAUUUCUUGACAAUGCCUCCAAAGCCCUGCAAAAUUGUCGUCAGACCUUGAAAUGGACCUACGCCUUUGCUUUCUAUCUUGCUCGCAACAACAUGACCGAAAUCUUCGAGGACAACCAAAAGGAUUUGGAAAUGGCAGUGGAAAACCUGAGUCAGAUGUUUGAGAAACCAGUGCAAGAGCUCGGACAUCUGAAAGUUGAGAUCCUUGACAAGACGACAUAUUGCAACCGGAGGCGGGAGAUUCUGUUGAGUGACACGGCUGAAAACUUGAAGAAAGACCAAUGGAAGUUCAAUGUCGAGAUAUGA